Pogona vitticeps (central bearded dragon) is the source of this 5310-nucleotide messenger RNA. Lineage: Eukaryota; Metazoa; Chordata; Lepidosauria; Squamata; Agamidae. The record is from RefSeq and is a predicted model, not a curated record.
UUACCUUGCUGGAUUCCAGAUCGGUCCAGGGUGAGCUUGGGUGGAUAGCAAGCCCAUUGGAAGGAGGGUGGGAGGAAGUGAGCAUUAUGGAUGAGAAAAAUACUCCAAUCCGCACGUAUCAAGUCUGCAAUGUGAUGGAGCCGAAUCAGAACAAUUGGUUACGAACUGAUUGGAUUCCUCGCGAAGGUGCUCAGAGGGUUUAUAUUGAAAUCAAGUUCACACUGAGAGACUGCAACAGCCUGCCAGGUGUCAUGGGGACUUGCAAAGAGACUUUUAACCUUUACUACUACGAGUCAAGCAAUGACAAGGAACGUUUCAUUCGGGAAAGCCAGUUUGCCAAGAUUGACACUAUUGCUGCUGAUGAGAGCUUCACACAAGUGGACAUUGGUGACAGGAUCAUGAAGCUCAACACUGAGAUCCGUGAUGUGGGGCCAUUAAGCAAGAAAGGAUUCUAUCUGGCUUUCCAGGAUGUAGGGGCUUGCAUUGCCUUGGUUUCAGUCCGUGUUUUCUAUAAGAAGUGUCCGCUGACAGUACGCAACUUGGCUCAGUUUCCAGACACAAUCACUGGGGCUGAUACGUCUUCUCUGGUGGAAGUUCGCGGUUCGUGUGUCAACAAUUCAGAAGAGAAGGAUGUGCCAAAAAUGUACUGUGGGGCAGAUGGUGAAUGGCUCGUACCCAUUGGCAACUGCUUGUGCAAUGCUGGGUAUGAGGAGCGUAAUGGAGAAUGCCAAGCUUGCAAGAUUGGAUACUACAAGGCCCUCUCGACUGAUGCAGCUUGUGCUAAGUGCCCACCUCACAGUUUCUCCAUCUGGGAAGGCUCAACCUCUUGCACCUGCGACCCAGGCUUUUUCCGAUCAGAGAAUGACGCUGCUUCCAUGCCCUGCACUCGCCCUCCAUCCGCCCCUGAGAGCCUAAUUUCCAAUGUCAAUGAGACGUCUGUCAACUUGGAAUGGAGCCCUCCACAGAACAAAGGUGGACGUGAUGAUAUUUCCUACAAUGUAGUGUGCAAGAGAUGUGGAGCUGGUGAUUUGAACCGGUGCCGGUCCUGUGGCAGUGGGGUACACUUCAGCCCACAGCAGAAUGGUUUGAAAACCACCAAAGUUUCCAUUACUGAUCUUCUGGCGCACACAAACUACACUUUUGAAAUCUGGGCAGUGAAUGGAGUAUCCAAGCAAAAUCCAAGCCCAGACCAGGCGGUCUCCGUCACUGUGACAACGAAUCAAGCCGCUCCAUCCCAAAUAGCUUUGAUCCAAGCUAAAGAAAUAACAAGACACAGUGUGGCAUUGGCGUGGCUGGAACCUGACAGGCCCAAUGGAGUCAUCUUGGAAUACGAAGUCAAAUACUACGAAAAGGACCAAAACGAACGCAGCUAUCGCAUUGUGAAAACAGCAGCAAGAAACACAGAUAUCAAAGGCUUGAACCCUUUGACCUCGUAUGUCUUCCAUGUCAGAGCAAGGACAGCAGCUGGCUAUGGAGACUUCAGUGGCCCAUUUGAAUUCACAACUAAUACAGUUCCAUCUCCCAUCAUCGGUGAAGGUACCAACCCCACAGUCCUUCUAGUCUCAGUGGCUGGAAGUGUUGUCCUUGUAGUCAUUCUCAUUGCAGCCUUUGUCAUCAGUCGGAGAAGGAGCAAGUACAGCAAGGCUAAGCAAGAAGCAGAUGAGGAGAAGCAUUUGAACCAAGGUGUUAGAACGUAUGUAGACCCCUUCACCUAUGAGGAUCCCAACCAAGCUGUGCGGGAAUUUGCCAAAGAAAUUGAUGCUUCUUGUAUAAAGAUUGAAAAAGUAAUUGGUGUUGGUGAAUUUGGUGAAGUUUGCAGUGGUCGUCUCAAAGUGCCAGGAAAGAGGGAGAUCUGUGUUGCUAUCAAGACUCUGAAAGCUGGAUACACAGACAAACAGAGAAGGGACUUCUUGAGUGAAGCCAGCAUCAUGGGACAGUUUGACCACCCCAACAUCAUCCACUUAGAAGGAGUAGUUACUAAAUGUAAGCCUGUCAUGAUUAUAACUGAGUACAUGGAAAAUGGUUCUUUGGAUGCCUUUCUCAGGAAGAACGAUGGCAGGUUUACGGUAAUCCAGUUGGUAGGGAUGCUUCGUGGCAUUGGCUCUGGGAUGAAGUAUUUGUCAGACAUGAGCUACGUGCAUCGGGAUUUGGCCGCUCGAAACAUAUUAGUCAACAGCAACUUGGUCUGUAAAGUUUCAGAUUUCGGCAUGUCUCGUGUUCUGGAAGAUGACCCUGAAGCAGCCUAUACUACUAGGGGUGGAAAGAUUCCCAUCAGAUGGACUGCACCAGAAGCAAUUGCCUAUCGUAAAUUUACAUCAGCUAGUGAUGUCUGGAGUUAUGGAAUUGUAAUGUGGGAAGUGAUGUCAUAUGGAGAGAGACCUUACUGGGAUAUGUCCAACCAAGAUGUUAUCAAAGCCAUUGAAGAAGGCUAUCGGCUGCCACCUCCAAUGGACUGCCCGAUUGCUCUCCAUCAGUUGAUGCUGGACUGUUGGCAGAAGGAGCGUAGUGACAGGCCUAAAUUUGGACAGAUUGUCAACAUGCUAGACAAACUCAUCCGCAACCCCAACAGCUUGAAGAGGACAGGCUCUGAAAACUCCAGGCCUAAUACUGCUUUGUUGGAUCCAAGUUCUCCUGAAUUCUCUGCUGUAGUUUCUGUUGGUGAUUGGCUCCAAGCUAUUAAGAUGGAGCGAUAUAAGGAUAACUUCACAGCUGCCAGCUAUACUACCCUAGAGGCUGUAGUGCAUAUGAACCAGGAUGACCUGUCGAGAAUUGGAAUUACUGCCAUUGCACAUCAGAAUAAGAUUCUGAGCAGCGUCCAAGCAAUGAGGACCCAAAUGCAACAAAUGCACGGCAGAAUGGUUCCAGUUUGAGCCAGUACUGAACAAACUCUAAACUCUUGAAAUUAGUUUACCUCAUCCAUGCACUUUAAUUGAAGAACUGCACUUUUUUUUACUUCUCCUCGCCGUUUGAAAUAAUAAUAAUAAUGAUAAAAAUUGUUUGCAGCAUUGAUUGAUAUAUUAAGAUUGCUGAGCGUGUUGAGGGGAGGGGACCUACAGAAAUGACAGCCCGUCAUUUGAGGACAGGCCUGGAACAAAUUGUUUCUUGGAAUAUACUUCUAUGUGGAUCGACAUUAUGUAAUAUACAUGUAUCUAUUAUGACAUCACAUACAACUUCUGAUGCUGUGUUUGCUGCCAGAUACUGUGAUUAAACGAAGGAAAGUGCUGUUGUUCCCUCAACAGCCACUGGAAUUACAAUCAUUGUGUUUGAUCUGUGGCAUAAACCACAGUUUUUCAUCUUUUAUUGGAAUGAAGAAUCUUCUGUACCAGGAUAUGUUGGCAUAUUCUAAGCACCAUCCGUGGUACCUUGCAGAAAACAUGAGGGAGAAUAUCCUUUGGCUAAUUAGUGCCUCUCUGUGGAAAUGUUGUCCAGUUGCCAGUGGAGACAGAGAACCGCCCUUGUGGAUUCCUGGAUUUAUUUUAUUUUUAUUUUAAUAUUUUGGAGUGGGAAGUAUCGGUUGCUGCUGUGCCACUCUUAAAUCUUAUUUCUGCCAUCACUUAAGAAAACACCUUAGUCAUCCAUUCUGGACUGUGGAUUUUCCAGCCAGCCGUCUUUUUGUCCUUCUAAAAGAGUCGAUUGAGCUGCUUUGAAAGGGACAAAAUAGAUCCUGACUGUUUUUCCUGAUGCCUGCCUUGACUUUGGAGGAUAACAGAUCUGAGACAAAAGCCGAAUCUCCCAGUUUUACUCAGCAUUGACUGUAGAGAAGACAGACCAAGUAUAAGCAGCAUUGCUCCUUGAAGGGUGUCUCCUGGCCUUCUUCCUUUUACGAGAUUCUUUUUUUAUCAGUAACAAAAAAGUAAAAGAUAAGGUCCAGAUAUGGUUCUUUCAUUGCCACUGAAGGAAUGUACUGUAUCAAAGCCCUACAGACUUCUUGUUCCUCAAUGCAUUUUCUUACAAUGUUUGGAUGUUUCGUUUUCCGCACAUCACUGCUGCAUUCGGAUGAGUGUAGGUAGCAGAAUCCUGCUAGUCGUCAUAAUGGAAGCCAGGGUCAGGUGCCGUAGCACAGAACCCAGUUCACAGAAGCUAAGACUGCAUAGGACAGUGAAGUGUGCCAUUGCAAUAUAAUGUCAGUAUAUUUUAAUAGAAUGAAAAAAAAUAACUUAUUAUCUCUUCCAGGCAUGUGUGAGUAUAUGUGUGGCCUUGAGGGUGUGUGGAUGCGUGUGGAUGCUCGUGUGCAAGCAUGUAUGUGUGCUUGUAUGUUGCCUAUUGUACAGGGCCACCUGUGAACGUGUGAAUAGUAUCUCAAGGUAACUCAGGAGUCGGUUGAUUUUUUUUUUCUGAGCUGCUGAGUUACCAGGCCAGUAGGUGAACUGUGCAACAGUCGCAACAAAACACAUAUGCUCCUGAAUGUUACAGUUCUGCAUUUCUUCAUGUAUUAUGUAGCUGCCACACUAACCUUAAUAAAUAGUUCUUCACCCAAGAACAGGGACACUUUCACUUUCCUUGGGGAGUGAUCCAUAGUAAGUCCCACAAUGGUGAUCAAGAGUGACAUUGAUAACUACGAGUCUUAUUGAGGCCUGUUUGUUACUGAAGCAGCAGUACCUUUAUGGGAAGUAAGCGGACAUGAAGUGUUUGUCUAUCAGCAGAUUGUUUUGUAUCUACUAAAGAUAAAGGUUGCCAUUGACAUUUAGUCAAGUCAUGUCCUACUGUAGGGCACAGUGCUCAUCUUGGUUUCCAAGCCACAAAGCAAGCAUUUUUGUCCGAAGACAGUUUCUGUGGUCACAUGGCCAGCACGACUAGACCUCAUUUACCCUCCCAGGAAAAAUAGUCUUUGAAAGACUUGUUGAAUGCAAAUAAACCUGUGAAGUCUAAGGUUGAACAAUAUUUUUAUUGGAUCACAAAAAAGUUACAAAUAAAAUGAGCUUUUCCGUUCUCCCCUUCUAUCAGGCAAAGAUGUUGAAAAAGGUAAUGAUUCCGUUAGAGGCAAGAAAGGUAGCAAUAUGGAUUAUCUCCUCACUUUGCAGAUGAAAGGGUAAGGGUGAAAGAGGCCCAAUAAAAGUUCACCAGUUUUCAAUCUAUUCCAGUCCACUAGGUGUGACUGCCAGUUUGGCUUUAACUGACUACUGCACCCAAAUCUUUGCUGGUGCAAAGAUUUAGACCUCGCUUCAUAUUUAUCUAUUCCUAGCUUAAGAAGAUCUCAACUGCCUGUCUAGUACAAGAUUGUCUUUGACACUCCCAGAUCUUAUAUCUGGCUCACAGUUGGUGCAAAGAUUGAGACCUCGCUUCAUAUUUAUCUAUUCCAAACUUAAGAAG